Leptonychotes weddellii (Weddell seal) is the source of this 1635-nucleotide messenger RNA. RefSeq names its product homeobox C5 (gene HOXC5). Lineage: Eukaryota; Metazoa; Chordata; Mammalia; Carnivora; Phocidae. Gene Ontology annotation, biological process: positive regulation of transcription by RNA polymerase II; embryonic skeletal system morphogenesis; anterior/posterior pattern specification. The record is from RefSeq and is a predicted model, not a curated record. Gene Ontology annotation, molecular function: RNA polymerase II cis-regulatory region sequence-specific DNA binding; DNA-binding transcription factor activity, RNA polymerase II-specific. Gene Ontology annotation, cellular component: nucleus; nucleoplasm.
CAACUUCAAAGAGUCACAAAUCACCCUUAAUCAAAAAGGGUGCAGAAAUUUUUUUUUGGGCCCUCCCCGCCAUGAGCUCCUACGUAGCCAAUUCAUUCUAUAAGCAGAGCCCCAAUAUCCCUGCCUAUAACAUGCAAACUUGUGGGAACUAUGGAUCGGCCUCAGAGGUGCAGGCAUCCAGGUACUGCUACGGUGGAUUGGACUUAAGCAUCACUUUCCCACCGCCUGCGCCUUCCAACUCUCUCCACGGGGUAGACAUGGCUGCCAACCCCCGGGCUCACCCCGACCGCCCCGCCUGCAGCGCCGCGGCCGCUCCGGGACACGCUCUGGGCAGAGAUGAAGCGGCUCCUCUGAACCCCGGGAUGUACAGUCAGAAGGCGGCUCGCCCAGCGCUGGAGGAGCGAGCUAAGAGCAGUGGGGAGAUCAAAGAGGAGCAGGCGCAGACAGGGCAGCCCGCCGGACUGAGCCAGCCACCGGCCCCGCCACAGAUUUACCCGUGGAUGACCAAACUGCACAUGAGCCACGAGACGGACGGCAAGCGGUCCCGAACCAGUUACACGCGCUACCAGACCCUGGAACUGGAAAAAGAAUUCCACUUUAAUCGCUACCUCACUCGCCGCAGGCGCAUAGAGAUCGCCAACAACUUGUGUCUCAAUGAGAGACAGAUCAAGAUCUGGUUCCAGAACCGCAGGAUGAAGUGGAAGAAAGAUUCCAAAAUGAAAAGCAAAGAGGCUCUUUAGAGGCAGCAGGGAGGCCCGCAGAUAGCGCCCCAAGCCCGCUUUGGUCCCCGCGCCUUUCCUUUUCGGUUGUCCUCUCUCUGUAUUUUGGGGCAAGGGCGGGGUCUGCAGCACCCGCUCGGGGCCUCACCGACAAAAGCGCUUUCCCUUGGCACUCCGCAUCCCCACCGACCCCAGGUUCCUGCGGGGCUGUCCGCGCGGUGCAGACUCCCCUCAGUUCUGCUCAGCACCGGCGGGGUGGGGGGGGAGGGGGGCGCCAGGGCAAGCUCCGCAGGGGCUCCCCAGAGGGCUGCGGCAGACGGGCUGGUGCUGAACGAACCGGGCCUGGGCCGCCUCUCAGGCUCCCAGCCCCAGAGCGGCCUGCGGGAAUUAAGGUGGGCCCGGCAGGGACGCCCCCACCCUCCGGCCUCCCCUGUCCUUUGUUCCCAGCUUAGGCUGGCCAGGCGGCUGAGAGCUGGUGAGAGUGGCUAUGCUUGGGGGAGUCCGGCGCCAGACUCGGGGUGCUUCGUUGUAGCGACUAAACUCCAUGUUCGGUUUUUUAAUGAUUUGCAUAUGAAAGGGGGAGAUGACUGAAGGUCUGCCUGGGGCCCCCUUGGUUGCCCUAGGCUCUCCAAACCUUCUCACCCAUCCCUAAGCCCGGUAACCUCUCCAGCCUGCGCCCUCUGCAUGCCCUCUCAGGCCCCUCCACCUCAGACCACUAGCUAGCUCAACCAUGGGGUUCCCUGCCACUGGACCCCAGCAAGCAGUCCUAGAGGUUCCUGGCUGCCCACUAGUCCCUGCCACGACUCUCUGUGCCCUCCUGCCCCAUCGCUGUUGUCCAACUAUUUAUUGACUCCAGGUCUUUCCUGAAACUAUAUUUUGUCAUAUCAAAUAAAGACAAAGAGAGAUCAGGACUAAA